Messenger RNA from Osmerus eperlanus (European smelt), 3090 nucleotides. It is a transcript of the gene larp4b, whose product is annotated as La ribonucleoprotein 4B. The coding region runs from base 620 to 2950 and encodes 776 amino acids. Gene Ontology annotation, molecular function: mRNA 3'-UTR binding. NCBI's taxonomy places the organism in Eukaryota, Metazoa, Chordata, Actinopteri, Osmeriformes, Osmeridae. The transcript is spliced from 17 exons. The record is from RefSeq and is a predicted model, not a curated record. Gene Ontology annotation, biological process: positive regulation of translation. Gene Ontology annotation, cellular component: cytoplasmic stress granule; cytosol.
GCUCGAUGGUCACUGCGCUCGAAAGGCAAAGGAAACAGCUAGCAAGCUAUUUCUCCAUUCCAAAAUCCACACUGGUACCUCGAAGGAUCCAGCUUUUUUCAUAGCUAGCCAACGAGCGAAUGCAAAUCGAACAUUUCUAUCAUUUUGCGCUCUUGGAUUACGUUUCAUAUAGCUUUUCAUCUUUUAAACGAAUUAUCUCCGUUUGUUAAAAUUCGAACGAAAAGAUUGAUUUGGCCUGAUUGAAAAAGCAAGUGCAAAGUUGUACGCUAGCUAAAUGUGAGCGGAUUUGCUAACUGGCUUCCGUUACUGUAAGUGAAACGUUGUUUUGGAGUAUCGUAGUCGUUCUUCCAUCCUUGCCAGCAGAUACUGUCGCUUGUUCAUCGAGUAGCUACAGACUAGCUCGCUAGUUAGCUAGCUAACGUUUACGUGCUCGCGCCGUUAGCCUGCUAGCUAAAUACCUUGCGUAUUCAGUUUGGAAGUCGAUUCAAGCGAGGCCUUGCCAUCAUUACUACUCCCUACCAACACCAACACCAGUUUUUGCAUUGCCGUGCAGCGAUAGUUGACAGCUAACUUGGUGACAAAGAGACUUCUCCCUGAGGAGCCAAGAAGUAGACGGCUCAUGACUUCUGACCAGGAUACAAAAGUUGUAGCUGAACCACAGGUGCAGCAAGUACAAGAAGCAAAAGAGAGCUCCUAUUUGGAAUCCAACAAGGUUUCUGACCUAAACCCCAAUGCGAAAGCAUGGGCCAGCCACAUGCUUAACCUGGACACCACUGGGCCUGCAGAUACAACCCCAUCUCUCCAGCCAUGGAAGGAAGGCUGCGAUGGCUCUGCUGACCCCGGCCCAGAAGGCUAUGAAGCGACUGAAGACAAGGUGUACGAGGAGCCACUACUAGCCCAGCCAGAUGAGCCUCCGCCAGUCCCAGUGAUGCUGGCUGAGCCUGCCCAGAUGGCAGCCGUCACGCUGGAGGGUUCUGACCCGGCGUACCCCGAGUACCCAGAGGCUGGACAAGACUCCACCCAUACAGUGGUGGAGCCCCAGCAGGAGAACCCCCAGGAGGACCUGAGGGAGCACCUGAAGAAGACUCUAGAAUUCUGUCUCUCCCGGGAGAAUCUGGCCAGCGACAUGUACCUCAUCUCUCAGAUGGACAGCGACCAGUACGUGCCAAUCAUGACGGUAGCCAACCUCGACCAUGUCAAGAAACUCAGCACGGACAUGGACCUCAUUGUUGACAUUUUGCGAUCGCUGCCCUUGGUCCAGGUGGAUGAGAAGGGGGAGAAAGUGCGGCCCAACCAGAACCGCUGCAUCGUCAUCCUCAGAGAGGUCUCAGAGAGCACCCCCAUCCAGGAGGUUGAAGCUCUUUUCAAAGGAGAUAACUUGCCUAAAUUUGUCAAUUGUGAAUUUGCUUACAACGACAACUGGUUCAUCACUUUCGAAUCGGAAGCAGAUGCACAGCAGGCAUAUCAGUAUCUUCGUGAAGAAGUGAAGACCUUCCAAGGGAAGCCUAUUAAGGCACGCAUAAAGGCAAAGGCAAUCGCCAUCAACACUUUCAUGCCAAAGAAUGGCUACCGACCGGUGGAGGUGAACCCAUACGCCCAGCAGCAGCAGCAGCAGCAACAGCAGCAGCAGCAGCAGCAGCAACGCUACACCUCCUACUACAUCCCACCGGUGUACAGUCCUCAGCAGCAGUUCCCCCUCUACAGCCUCAUCACCCCCCAGGCCUGGUCAGCCACACACAGCUUCAUCGACCCAGCACUGGUUACGCCAUUUCACAACACCCAAUUCAUCAACGGAUUUACAUCCCACGGUUUUAAACCAGCUACAUCUCCACUUACAGUUAGGCACUACUCUCCCAGGAACAGGAAUCACAGUAAACCUCACCUGAGGCCCCCCCUCCCCACGGCCGACCGCGGCACCGGGCUCCUGGACAGCCCCGCCAUCUUCAACUUCCCCAGCGACCGCAUCAUCAACGGGGUGCGCAGCCCCCAGACACGGCUGGCCCCGGGCCAGCCCCGGACCAGGUUACCCUCCACCGUGGCCUUCCCACGGAGGGACGUGGGCACGGGCCGCGUGGCCGAGCCCAUCACCACCGACUACUCCCUCAGCAUGGGGCGUGGAAGGAAAAAUAUUUCUGGUUAUAGGAAAAAGAGGGACGACAAGUUUACAAGAGUGGCCCCCCAGUCGCCUCCUCCUCCGAAGCCCCCGUCACCGAGCUUCGAGCUGGGGCUCUCCAGCUUCCCCCCGCUGCCUGGAGCGGCUGGACACCUCAAGACGGAUGACGCCUUUGACAACAGACUGGCCAGCAUGGUCGUAGGAACCACCAAGGAACGGAAUGUAAGCGUUGACGCCAGUGCUGCGAGUCCCCUCCCGUCUGGAGGUCCCAAGGAGGCCCUGCGGACGGUCACAUCACCCCUGCCCACCAGCUUCCAGCCUGCCCCGGCCCCUGCCUCGGUGGCCACCCCUCUCACUGGCCCUGCCUCUACACACCCGACAGAGGAGGUGAAGCUUCCGGAGGUGAAGCAGAAGGAGGUGCUGGUGUCUGUGGAGCGGGUCACAGCCACCUUGUCCACUGCUAGCAAAUCUGUUCAAGUCAACGGGGCUGCUACAGUGAGUCAAGCUUUACUAGCCAGCAAAGAACUCCGGAAGCCCUCCUACGCCGAGAUCUGCCAGAGGAUCAAAGACGGCCCCACACUACAGCCCCCGAAGGAGGCCAAGCCAGCCGGCGCUCCCCUCGCCAGCGAGGAGAGGAAGUGCCCUGAUGCCACCCCGGGAGACAGGGGGGAGCCCAAGGGCAGAGAGACAUACCCCUCCAAGGCCGCUGGCACUGCCACUCCUGGACGAGCCCCCCGGGAGGUCAGGAGACCGGCGGGCCGAUGGUCCUCGCCACCCCCCCAUGCAGGGAAGGCCCCCAGCAAAGAUCUCAACACCCCCCCAAAGUCCCCGCAGUAGGAGCCACUGCAUUGAAGUAUUUGAAAACCACAAAACCGUGAGGAGAAAAGAAGAAAAUGUCAGGGCUAUUCAGUACUUAUCCCAAAAUCACCCGUCACAGCGUAGAGGACGCCUCUCUGGUUCAGGGCUUGCAGACAAAA